Molecule: messenger RNA, 2581 nt
Organism: Prorocentrum cordatum
Lineage: Eukaryota; Dinophyceae; Prorocentrales; Prorocentraceae
Source: the annotation of a GenBank genome assembly
AUGGCGGUGCGGUGGGCGCUGGAGGAGCGCCGGGCGGUGGCGGGCGUGGACGCGGCGUCGGGACCGCCGCCCGUGGCCGUCGUGGGCAGCGGCUUCGGCGGCUACGCCGCACUGCAGGCGCUGCUCGAGCACCCGGACCUGUUCGCCUGCGGCGUGGCCAUCGGGCCGACGCAGAGCCUCGCGGAGUGGCCGCGCAGCUACGCCCCAGACGCGGCGGCUCGGCUCGGCGGGGUACGGGCGCCGGCGGAGAGGUGGGAGGAGCUCAGGGACGCCCCGCUCCUGCUCGUCGAGUACGAGCGGGACGCCGAUGGGGCUCUGUUCGAGCGCAUGGCGCCGCAGGGAUCCGAUCCCCGCGAGUGGCCGAGCGCCCUGCAAUACGUGCAGUACGUCGGGGACCGCCUCGGCGGAGGGGGCUCCAGGCAGAGCGCACUGGACCAGUACCGCCGCAUCGACGCCUUCCUCUUCAAGCACCUCAGCGCCAUCGCCGGCAGAGAGGCGCUGCUCCGCGAGCCCUUCACUUACGAGGUGCCCUUCCUGGCGGGCUGCUUGUUCCCCCAGAAGGCCAAGGGGGCCCUCAGCACGCACGGGCGCGUGACGGAGGGGGUCAUCGAGGAGCUCUUCAAGCAAAGGUUCCCGGAUGACCCCGACCUGCCAAGCCUGCUGAAGGAAACGCCACAGAAGACCGCGGGCGACGGCUUCGGCGACCGGCGGUCCGCGGGCGUCCCGAGGACGAAGCGGCGGCGCCCCGGCAGGCGCAGCGCCCUGGUGGCCCCCGCGAGCCGCAUGUCGGUGGGGGAGGACGGGCUCAUCCAGAUCACCCUGUCGUUUCCGGAGCCGCCGGAGGACCUGCACGUGAUCCUCACGAAGGUGUACCUGCACGUGCGGGCACAGGGCCUCGGCUUCACGCUGCUCCUGCCCCGCAAGCCGGUGCCCGGGAAGGAGAUGCGGUCCUACAAGCUGCCCGACUCCAGCAGCUGGCAGAUCGAGGUCCAGGGGGACCCCAGGGUCGGGGCGAUCGAGAACUUCAACGUGUGGGCGGCCUCGGGGCGCGACGAUGCCGUGCUCCGUUCGCUGCGGCCUUCAGACGUAAGCGAGGCGCCGCUGGCGCCGCUGGAGGCCGAGGCUGCCGCCGUCGGGCCGGCGCCCUCGCGCGCCAACCGCGGGCACGGGGGCGCUGGCGGGGUGCUCGACGCGUCGUCGGCGCCCUCGCCCGACCCGCGAGUGCUCCCAACUUGGGUGCGAUUUAAUUUCUCCGUCGCUCAGUGCACGGAGUUCUCGCGCGUCUUCGGGUGGCGCUCCGAGGCCCCUCGGCAGGCAGAGAUGGCUGUGCACCGCGUGGCCGGCCUCGGCGAGAGCGCCGGGAGCCAGCUGGACGUGCAGAGGCUGAGAGACCACCAUGGCAGCACGCCCCCAGGUGGCGCCAUGCCGCAUAGACAGCACGGCUACGGACAGCGCCAAGGUCGGGGAGGCCAUCACCAGCAGGCGCAGGCUCCGAGGUCCUCGUGCAAGCGAUGCGGACAUUGGGAGUUCGACCACAAGCUCCCAGGCCUGGAGUGGCGCUGCAGCUGCGGAGCCAUGCGCCGCAAGAAGGGCAAGGACAAGAAAGGCAAGGGCACGGACAAGGGCGAUGAGCUGGCCAAGUCAUUGGCAGACGUCGCAGCUCGGAUCCAGGCCCGCGCGUUCCCGCCAGAGGCCACGGCGAGCUUUGCAGCGGCAGUCUCCUCGGUGUCACAGGCAGUGCAGCCCCAGGCACCGCAGAAUAGCCCAGCCUCGCUGCUCGCCGAUGCCGCCUGGCGCCGCGAGGAGGCCAACAUGGCCUACGACGAGCCCCUCAGUGCCCGAGAGGAGGCCCACGAGAGACCCAAGAAGGCAGACCAGACUCUAGGGCAGCGGGCGGCGAUGACCGUGACCGCCCGCGCGUUUCUCUGCAGGCGCUGGUGUCCGCCUGUGGGCGCCGGGCAGUGCCUGCUGUCGUUCCACCAGCGCGCCGCCGCGGCCCGCCGGCGGGUGGAGUUCGCCGCCACGGUGCGCGUGCGCGAGUACUCGCGCGAGCUCGACGGGCCCCGCGGCUGCGCCGUGCCCGCGGACGGCUCGCUGGUGAGCCUGCGCCUCGGGCGGCUCAAGGGCCGGCGGGAGGCGCCCCUCGCCGCCCCGCGGGGCGCGCUGCUGCCCAUCGAGGACGUCGCCUACGUGCCGAGCCGGGAUCGGGUCCGGCUGCUCCGCCGCUCCAUGGGCGACCACCGUUUCCACGUCGCUUGGGCGAGGGGGCGCUGGGAGAUGGCACGCGACCGGCGCCUGCGGGACGAGCGCCGGGCGGACGCGGGGGAGCGCACGCUGAUGCCGAGGCCCGAGGACGCGCACGAGCGGGCGAUCCCUGCGCGGCCCGGUGCGCCCAGCGCCUCGUGGAUGCAUGCUGUUCAUGGGCCCCAGCGGUUCGAUGCCUCGCUGCCGGCGUUCCCGCGCGCCGGGCGCCAACUUUUUGCCGGCAGCCGAAGCCUGUCGGGCCCACCUUGAGCCCGGGAUUGGCGGGCGCACUGGUGCUCAGUGCGCACGAGGCAUAAGGAAAGCGGACAGCCAGUGC